Paramacrobiotus metropolitanus is the source of this 1957-nucleotide messenger RNA. Its product is annotated as transcription factor JunD-like. The record is from RefSeq and is a predicted model, not a curated record. The coding region runs from base 312 to 1565 and encodes 417 amino acids. NCBI's taxonomy places the organism in Eukaryota, Metazoa, Tardigrada, Eutardigrada, Parachela, Macrobiotidae. Gene Ontology annotation, biological process: regulation of transcription by RNA polymerase II; regulation of cell population proliferation; regulation of cell cycle. Gene Ontology annotation, molecular function: DNA-binding transcription factor activity, RNA polymerase II-specific; transcription factor binding; RNA polymerase II cis-regulatory region sequence-specific DNA binding. Gene Ontology annotation, cellular component: transcription regulator complex. The transcript is spliced from 4 exons.
GUCUCUGUGUUUGCGCGCGCUAUGCAACGCUAUGCAGCGAUGUUAUCAUAGGCAACUUUGCUUUUCCAAUCAGUUUAUGCGGAAAACCGCAACCCAAAUGCGUGUUUAUCUUGCGCCAAUCUCCCGUAUACACCGUAUUUCUCACCCAUCCUUGCUCAAACCCUCGCCUCAUCAGGGACACCGCGGUGUGUACAUGGACGUCUGUGGAACUAGUGUUUAUCGGGGCGGUUGAGCGUUUACAUCCAACCGUCCAUGUUCCCACCAUCUGGUCCGUUGUUUCUCCUUGAUUUCAUCAUCCCCCCUCCCGCAGUAUGAGCCGCCACGACCCCCCGGGGUCCCCCGACCCGGCGGCGCCCCGCCCCUCGCGGCGACCCCGCCCGGGCGGCGACGACGCCCUGGAUAUCGCCGCGCGCAAGCGCCGCCUAACGCUGGACCUGCCCCAACUGAUCCCCAUUCCCAAUAUGCGCACCCCGGGCCUCUCCCCCGGAGGCUCCGCGCCGCUGUUGAGCUCCCCGGACGUGCGGAAGCUGCAGAUCUCCUCGCCGGAGCUGGAGCGCUUGAUCAUACAGAACUGGAUGCAGAAGAGCCCCGGGGCGGCUGGCGGGGCGACGCCGGUCAGUGUGGCGGAGGAGCAGCAGCAGAUGUACGCCAAGGGGUUUGUCGACGCGAUUAAUAGUGUGCAGAGCGGGUUCGUCAAUGUGUUGGCCGGGGGCCCGCCCAGCCCCUACACGGCGUACGGGUUCCCCCUGCCGGUGCCGCUCGCCGCGCCCUUCCUCAUGCACAUCCCGUCCAGCCCGGUGCCGGCGCAUUCCCAGUCGGAGAAUAAUAACAAGGCGCACCAUGGACCAAAUCAAAGCAAUAUCUUGCCAGCCCACUUGACUACCGGCCUGGGCGGUCUGAAGCACGGCAGCAGUCUGCCGGUGCCGCUCCUCCCGCAGAUCGUCUUAUCGCCCAUCUCCCCCACCAGCAUCAUUCCCCCCACCUCCGCCGCCGGGCCCUUGACCAUCCUGGCGCCCGCCGCCUCCCGUGGGCGCCGGCGUCCCACCAAAUCCAGCGAGCCCCCGCCGCCGCCGGCGCCCGCCGAGGCGCUGCCCUACUCCCCGUCGGCUUCCCUGUCGCCGUCCGUGUCGGAGGGGCAGCGGGUGCCCAGUCGGCCGGCCAGCUCCAGCUCCCUGCACCACCCGGGGCGGCGGCGCCACGACAGUGAGGACAGCGAGGAGCUGGACAUGGAAACCACCGAGGAGCCCAUGCAGGUGGACAAUAUGGACUCGGACGAGGAGCGGAUGCAUCGUCGGGCCCGCAAACGCGAACGGAAUCGUCUGGCGGCGGCGCGUUGUCGCCAGCGGAAACUGGAGCGUAUCGAUGAGCUGAGCGGGCAGGCGAAUAAGGUGCGGGACGACAAUGAAGCGCUGGAAAAAGAAGCCGAUAAUCUGCGGCGACAGAUCGCCGCCAUGAAGAAGCAGGUGGCCCUGCAUGUACAGAAUGGAUGUCAUUUUGAUAUGUCGGAGAGUCUGCGACGGUCGGUGGACAGCCUGCUGGCUGAGUCUGCCCGCGCCGAGAAAUAGCAUUCCCCCUUGGAAAAUUCACCGUGGUCUUCUCUCGGUCCGUUGGUGUGAUGGUGUCUCUCCCAGUCAACAAGAAAAGAGUUACAAAGAAUUUACAGUCGGCAAGAAGAGAUGCAUAUUACGUAAUCCCCGCGCGCGUUGUACAGUAUUUGGAUCGCAUGCUGAUUUAAAAACCGAGGACCGUUGAGUUAUUUUUUUCGUCUUAGAUUUACAGUUUUGUUGCCGCGCGCAUCCGGGUUCAUCCGGGUUGUGGUUCGGUCGCGGUGGCUCGGAUGCGGCGUUGUGGUAAUUUUUCUUCCGGUUUGGGAUAAAUGGUGGUUGUCGUGGAAUUACGUUUCCCUUUUCCGCGGUUUUUGCGUUUUGACAUAUGUGUUUUGAACUCAUUCUCUAUG